Molecule: messenger RNA, 1038 nt
Organism: Penicillium mononematosum
Lineage: Eukaryota; Fungi; Ascomycota; Eurotiomycetes; Eurotiales; Aspergillaceae
Exons: 2
Coding region: 1-1038 (345 amino acids)
Molecular function (GO): protein binding
Source: RefSeq, a predicted model, not a curated record
AUGAACCCCGCCAACCCCGCAAUGACCUUGAACUCGCUACCUAACGAAGUAUUCAUUCAAAUUCUAUCCGACUUCUCAACCCGGACACUUCUCCCACUCACGUCAGUCAACCACCGGUUCCACGCUCUGGUCCUAAGAAUCCUCCACUACCGCCUGCUCCUUAGCAUGCCGCUCAAGGAAUAUAAACUACUGCUGGAAUGCUUCCAUCCCAGCUCAAAGCUCACUGAGCCACAUGUCUUCUGCAAAUACCUCGGUACAGAUGGACUGAACGAGCGUCAUGAUGAAACGGGUCUGUUAUACGAGAAUAUCGAUGCCGCCCACCACCUAGGUAGGGUGACAGGACUAUAUUCGCGCUUUCGUCCAGAGGUAAGCAGCGAUGAUGAAGAUGAACGAGGCACAAUUGGCUCCAAGUCCGGUUUCUCGCCAGGUAGGAUGCUUCUGUAUUCGGAGGUGGUGGGGUUCAUACGGGCUGACAUUAAUGGGGGUCGAGAAGGCAAAGGAGAGGAUGCUGUGAUACGUGAGGUUACUUUAAAUGGAUAUGAGGAUUUCUCACAGUUAUGUGUGGUGGCCAAUCUAGUGCAAGUCAAGCCGGGAACAUCGUUGCUGUUGAGUGCAUCGACUAUUGAGGAUGGGUUUGUUCGGUUAUGGAGGGAGUGGUUGCGUGGCCAAAGCGGGAGGAUGAAGAAGACUACCGAGAUUGACUGGGAAGAGGACUCUGAAAGGAUGUCUUUCGAUGACGAUAUACUGUGGGUGGAUAUGAGCAAGACCGUUGGGUUGAAAAUGCACGUGCGGCCGAAGGCGUGGGAUCCGUCUCUUCCAGUGCUCAUUCAGGAUGAUCGGAAUGAUGACUCUUGGGUUGGGUAUGAGGUUAUUCUGGAAGGUGAGUCACUACUACUGUGGAGAGCAACCCGUGUUGACUUGAUAGAACUUCACAUUCGCUCCACGCGGUUGCUGAUGGCUGUAGAGCAGUCAAAGGAAGAGCAGAAAAUCCAUCAAACCAACGCAAUGGUGAUUGGGGCCCCAAUUGCAGUAUCUUGA